AUGGCUUCAGAUAAAUCCACCCCGAGAAGGACAGUCGAAGACGAUGAAGCACGUCCGUACAUCAUAGUCAGCGAUAUCGGACAGGGAAGCUUUGCAACUGUAUACAAAGGAUACCAUGAAGAAACUCACCACCAGGUCGCAAUCAAGUCUGUGCGGCGGGAUAUACUUACUGCAAAGUUGUUCGAUAACCUGCAAAGUGAAAUCGAGAUCUUGAAGUCAUUAUCUCAUCGUCAUAUUACGAAGUUGAUUGACAUUGUUCGCGCCGAACGCAACAUAUACCUUAUCAUGGAGUACUGUGCCGGCGGUCGCGUCGAGGGUCUUGAGUACGCGCCCUCACCGGGUGCUGCUCUCCAAUAUUACCCUCACCCAAGAAUGGGCGGUCUAGAUGAGAUCGUCGUGCGAAGUUUCCUGCGUCAGCUUGCACGCGCUUUGAAAUUCCUUCGACAACGAAACCUUAUCCACAGGGAUAUCAAGCCCCAGAAUCUGCUCUUGAAUCCUGCAUCGCCAGAGGAACUUGCGAAGGGUCAUCCUUUGGGCGUACCCAUACUCAAGGUCGCCGAUUUCGGGUUCGCACGCAUCCUCCCGAAUGCUACGAUGGCAGAGACUUUGUGUGGUUCUCCUCUUUAUAUGGCUCCCGAGAUAUUGCGAUAUGAGAAAUACGACGCGAAAGCUGACCUAUGGAGUGUUGGCGCAGUGCUGUACGAGAUGUGUGUUGGAAAACCACCAUUCCGGGCCAAAAACCACAUCGAACUCUUGAAGAAGAUCGAACAGUCCAAAGGUGUCCAAUUCCCAGAUGAGAAUCCUGCCCGUGCUCCUUCUAAUCCCUCUAUUCCGCCUACAAUAAAGACAGAAGAGCCUACGCUCGUUGCUGCUGACAUUAAGGACUUAAUCCGUAUCUUGCUCAGGCGGCAGCCUGCUGAGCGCGCCAGCUUUGAGGAGUUCUUCAAGAGCAAAGCACUCGCAAAGUCCAAGUUUCCUCGUCCUGCACCCGAACUGCCGUCGCAAACUGCGGCCCAAAUUCCUGAACAUCAUAGAAUAAUUCCACCAGAAGUGCUUGAUCCAAAGGCCAUGAUCCCGCCCAGUAAGUUCCAUUUUCGAAGAAGAGACGCUACAACGGAGGAUACGACGACUACGAACAGCGAUCGAAUACGAACAAGUUUUAAUCCACCUGUCUCUGAAAAGGAAAAGGCAGGCCCAAAGCUCCUUGCAGUUGAAGGUUCCAUCAUUCCAGGAGAGUCAGAGGAGGAUGGACUCAUCCGCAAGGAGUACGUUCUUAUCGACCAGCGUGCGGUCGAAUUCACUCGCGCAGUUGAUGAAUUAGACAGUGCACGGCGACCACUGCGUGACCGGCGUGUUCCCUUGUCACCUCUCGCCGGCGAAGCGAACCCACCCGAUCACACAGCAUCACCUCAGUUAGGUUCGUUGCUAUCUGCACCAAUACCUACAUUUCCACCACCUCCCCACCCCCUCGCCCCUCCACUGUCAUCAUCUCCCACGCGUGUCGCUACCAACGCUCUAAGUCGUGCGCUUUCUCUCGCCUCCCGUAAGCUAUUUGGUACAUCGACACCGAAAUCACCUGCUUCUCCCGGCUCCAAUUACUACCGGACCUCCUCGUCCCCUCGACGUCCACAACUCAUUCUCCGGACUCCGUCUGAAAGAGAGAAGGAAUUGGACCCUAUGGAAGACGAGCUUCUUGCGGAUUUGGAAGAACUUGCGCAAAAGACAGAUUUCCUCACGCAUUGGGCUGAUGAGAUGUAUGAGUAUGUCAAGGCUGUACCUCAAAAGCCACUACCUGAUCCAGCGAAGUUUAUACGACGUGAAGGCGAGCCUGAAAGACAUGCCCAGCGCCGGCGAAACGCGGACCAAGAAGCCGAAUACAAUGCUGUGACAUGCGUUGCCGUCUACAUGCUCCUCAUGUCUUUCUCGCAGAAAGGGAUCGACAAGCUGCGGCACUUCCAAGAACACCUACGAAUGCGUCACCCUGAUGGUGAGUUCGAGGUGAGCGAAGGGUUCGAUGAUGGUACGUUCUAUUUCCGUAUUCGGAACGUAGACCAGUGCUUAUAUGGUAUGAAUGAAGCUCUAUCGUGGUUCAAGGAACACUUUAUCAAAUGUAGUGAACGGGCUGCGCUGGUGAAGACGUGGCUUCCAGUGCAAUAUGAUGGCCCUAAGAUAUACCUCGAUCAGCUGAGCCGCACCGCAGCCCGGAAGGAGCUUCUCGAUCAAGCAACAGCCCCAGAUGAAUGCGAGAAGCUAUACGAAGAAUCGCUUUGGUGCCUGUACACACUCCAAGAUGACCUACAGAGCGAAAAUCCUUUUAUGGAAGAGGACCGUGCCACAAUUGCUACCUGGAUCACUCGCACGAAGCUCCGUCUCAUUCGGUGUCGUGCGCGCAUGGGCAUGAACGACAAAGAUCGGUUACGAGAUGCGCUUGCCGAUCAGAAUCUCGUGGAUGCUCGAUACCCCCCACCAUGGGACCCACAAGCGGUGCAGCAGGUGCAACAGCAGCAGCUCCAACAAGACGCCGCUGUGUCACGGUCAUAG
Suillus paluster is the source of this 2541-nucleotide messenger RNA. Its product is annotated as kinase-like protein. Lineage: Eukaryota; Fungi; Basidiomycota; Agaricomycetes; Boletales; Suillaceae. The record is from RefSeq and is a predicted model, not a curated record. The transcript is spliced from 13 exons. The coding region runs from base 1 to 2541 and encodes 846 amino acids. Gene Ontology annotation, molecular function: ATP binding; protein serine/threonine kinase activity. Gene Ontology annotation, cellular component: autophagosome; cytoplasm. Gene Ontology annotation, biological process: protein autophosphorylation; peptidyl-serine phosphorylation; autophagosome organization.